This is a messenger RNA of Coregonus sp. 'balchen', 42894 nucleotides long. NCBI's taxonomy places the organism in Eukaryota, Metazoa, Chordata, Actinopteri, Salmoniformes, Salmonidae. The record is from the annotation of a GenBank genome assembly.
AUGGCGUGCCUCGGUGCCGUGGUUCAGAAGGUCUUUGAGCUGAUAUACACCAGGACAGGUUAGAGACUGCCUGCCGCGUGCGUGCGUGUGUGUGUGUGUGUGUGUGAGGUUAGAAACUGCCUGGCCUGCCAUGUCUCCCCUGCCCACCCGUUCCAAGUGGAGUGUGUCAGAGAAAACUGCAGUGUCAUGACUACUACAUCUCCAAUGGUGGACUGGUCUUCAUUGUGGGUAAUGUCCAUGUUACACUCAUAUUCCCUGGCACUAAUACAGAAGCCAAGAGUCUUACCACAAGUAAACAAACAAGGGUACUUUCCUGACGCAGGUGAAGGCUACUGGACUAAAAGCCAUGCUCAUUCUAUCUACGAACAAACGCUCCUAAACACAACUGCUUCCCUUUUAUUUAAUCACUGGUAUCCCACUAGAAUGACUGUGUGUGUGUGUGUGUGUGUGUGUGUGUGUGUGUGUGUGUGUGUGUGUGUGUGUGUGUGUGUGUGUGUGUCCCAAUCAUUCCCACAUUCCUGGAGAUGACAAGGCCGUCGGUAUGUGUGUCUGAGUCCCAUUAUCCUGUAGCUUUAAAAUCCCUGGAAGGAAUUACAUGUUUUUCUGAUGGUCAAUUCAGCCCAACAACCCCAAUAACAACUUCCCCUCAACCUCCUCCCUCUGUCCGACUUUAAGUGUGCAGCACAUGUGUUGAGCACACACCCAGCUCUCAGUUUUUGAUCUGCUCUGAAGAUCUUAAAUAAAUGUUUGUAAUGAUCCUGCGUCAUUCACACACCACAGCACACACAUGCAGGACGUCUCAACACUCUGAACCCUGACCUUAAAUAAGGCUAUAUGGAGUCUCAGAGUGAAAAAGGAGAACAUUGGAACAUUGAGAAACUGUCUCUGGAAUUGAUUAGGCAGAUUAGUAGAACAUUGAAUUGGGCUUAACUCCACAGAUACUUAAUUGAUGCUCGCGGGCAUACAGGGAAGUAGUCAGAUCCCAAGAAAUUCCUGGGUGGCCAAAGUCAUGCCAAAAGGCUUAAUGUAGGACUCCUGCUCUGUAUAGAGAACUUUGUGUCUGCAUAGAGAACCUUGUGGCUGUAUAGAGAACCUUGUGUCUGUACAGAGAACCUUGUUUCUGUACAGAUAACCUUGUUUCUGUACAGAGAACCUUGUUUCUGUACAGAGAACCUUGUGUCUGUAUAGAGAACCUUGUGUCUGUAUAGAGAACCUUGUGUCUGUACAGAGAACCUUGUUUCUGUACAGAGAACCUUGUUUCUGUACAGAGAACCUUGUGUCUGUAUAGAGAACCUUGUGUCUGUAUAGAGAACCUUGUGUCUGUAUAGAGAACCUUUUGUCUGUAUAGAGAACCUUGUGUCUGUAUAGAGAACCUUGUGUCUGUAUAGAAAACCUUGUGUCUGUAUAGAGAGCGGUAAUCACCUUUGUCUUGACCAAGAGACCCCUGACCAUUUAAAUCUUCAGCCUCUCAGAGAAUAAGAGUCUUGUCAAAUUUAAGAUUGAAACUAAAUCCAACCGGGUCGUUGCCCCAGGGCACUGACCAAUCACAUGCAAUCAGAACAGGUUAAGUUUCUUCUGCCGCGUAGGAAAUGCACAAUUGGCCCACUUAGUGGAAUUAUGUCCAUACUGAUCAAGGGGUUUAUUGAUCAACAAUUAUAUUGAUUGUCAGAGUGGGGAAAUAAACAGACUUGUGCAAGAACAGGCCAACCACAGUUUUUUGAUAUUCCAACUCUAAAAUACUAACUUUGUCUCUAUGUGCGAGUUUUAGUCUGGCUAAAAGUGAUUUUACUGUCUAUUCAGCGUCUUUCACCCAGUGGUUAUUCCUGUAUUUGAUCAUAUUACCUCAUACUAACUCUGUGAUUGACUGUUCUGCAGCCAGAAGGUGAUGACUGUGGUUACGUCCCAAAUGGCACCCUAUUCCCUAUACAGUGCACUACUUUAAAACCAGGGUCCUGAUCAAAAGUAGUGCACUAUAAAGGGAAUAAGGUGCCAUUUGGGACGCACUCUGUUACUCUCACUGAACUUUCUUAUCUUCUAAUGGUUGUCAUGUCUUUUCCUUUCAAUCGGAGACACAUUUCCUGGCUACGUCUGUUCAGAUCAGACGGUGUGAUUCUUUCUGUGAGUUAGUGCCAAAUGGAAGAAAUCCACGAUUCCACCUAUAAGCUAAGGAUAUUCACACAAUAUUCCCACAAUACGUCCAGUGAGCUGUGAGUUAUGGGCUGUGAGGGUUCCAUAAGACGGCCAUAAACGAGUGGUGUCAUGCACUCCAGGAGUUUAUUUGAUAGGCAGUUAAGCCUCGUGUUAUCCCUAACCGUAAGAGGUUGUGAUGUUUUGAAAUGGUUCUGCACGGCAACAUAUAGGAAACAGAGGAUGUCGAUAUAUAUCACAGAGACUGAUAUUAUAUCAUCUAAAUGUUAUAGUUAUGGGAGAUGUUAUCCACAAAUGUACUUUAACCAGCAAAUAAUACUUAUUCAGCCCUAUUUCCCAGCCACGUGAAUGUCCUUGAUGCUACUAUAGAUAUUACAUUGUAAAGUAAUUGAGGAGAGAUCUGGGUUAUUUUCCACUACGCUCACUAGUUGAUCUGAUCGGAACUGUAAAAAUAGGCUGAUUUAUAUCUUGCAGUUAGAAUGAGGAAAUAUACAAUGAACGGGUCGUCUGUUUUUGAACCUUCAUAUAUGGAGGUAGGCCAAUGUCAAUGCUGGGUCAUUCCCAUGUUUCUCCUAUUUUCAGGGUAACUUCAUUUAUAAAAAACACGGUGGAUUUGGGUGAAUGAAAUUGAUCUAGAAGGUGCCAUGAAAUGUGACUGUGUGCAUUUACUUGCAUGCUGUCACGGAUUUAGCCGAGGCUGCUCCUCCUCCUUGCUCGGGCAGGCUUCGGCGUUCGUCGUCACCGGAGUACUAGCUGCUACCGAUCUAUGUUUCUGUGUUCUACUUGUUUUGUCUUCAUUGUACACACCUGGUUCCCAUUAUGUCUAUGAUUUGUUCCCUAUUUAACCCUCUGGCUCCCACUGUGUUAUGUGCCUGUUUGUUCUAUGUUUGGUGUCAUCGACUGGUGAGCGGGAUUGUCCUCCCUGCGUGGAGUUUAUGUUCAUUUGUUAUUUACGAGUAAAGUACGUUGUCUACUAGCUCUGUGUCCUGCGCCUGACUCCGUCUUACCGCUACACACUGACGCCUGACACGUGCGUUUGUGAAAUGAUGAUUAGCUCAGUGCUUUCUGCAUUCAAUUGUAGUUAUUCAUAGAGAUGACCUCACCAGCCCUCCUAGGAUAUAUGUCUGCUCUGUACGGUACUGUCUCACCUUGUCUUCUCUCUGCUGCUAGACAGGAUGUUGGGGGGUCCAAAUGGACUGUCUCACCUUGGGUGCUCUCUACUGCUAGACAGGACGUUAGGGGUCCAAUUGGACUGUCUCACCUUACUAAUAGACAGAAUGUUGGGGGUCCAAUUGGACUGUCUCACCUUGGGUGCUCUCUACUGCUAGACAGGACGUUGGGGGUCCAAAUGGACUGUCUCACCUUACUAAUAGACAGGAUGUUGGGGAAUCCAAAUGAACUGUGACACUUAGAGGAGAGAUAACGCAUGACUUUGAGCUCUGAACGCUUUGUUCUGACAGAGAGCUGAAGGGAGCAGAGUGCCACUAGUUCUGGAAUGUGGUUAGAAAGGGUUCUGGAAUCCCUGGGUUGGAACUGAGGAAUUUCCACGUCUGUCAUGGAAGUCUUCUGUGAUGGCUGAAGAGGAUACUUCAUGACUUUAUACCGUGCCCGGCUCCUCAUCCAUCUCCAUCGGCAGACAGUGAGCUGUGGUGACAGGCUAGACAGUGUGCAGCACAGAGGCUUUCUGCUAAACUGAAAGAGAAAGGAACCCUAAACCACAACUAACCUAGUCACAGAUCAGGGCUAACUGGUGAUACCUUUCCAUUCCCCUUUGGGUAGCAAAGGUAAAGGUACCAUAGAUUUGUGGAAGGUACCUAAUAUGCCUCUACCAACUACAUCCCAUCUGAAAUUGUAACACCUACAGUUGAAGUCGGAAGUUUACAUCUUAGCCAAAUACAUUUAAACUCAGUUUUUCACAAUUCCUGACAUUUAAUCCUAGUAAAAAAAUCCCUGUCUUAGGUCAGUUAGGAUCACCACUUUAUUUUAAGAAUGUGAAAUGUCAGAAUAAUAGUAGAGAUAAUGAUUUAUUUCAGCUUUUAUUUCUUUCAUCACAUUCCCAGUGGAUCAGACGUUUACAUACACUCAAUUAGUAUUUGGUAGCAAUGUCCUUAAGCCAUUUUGCCACAACUUUGGAGGUAUGCUUGGGGUCAUUGUCCAUUUGGAAGACCCAUUUGCGACCAAGCUUUAACUUCCUGACUGAUGUCUUGAGAUGUUGCUUCAAUAUAUCCGCAUCAUUUUCCUUCCUCAUGAUGCCAUCUAUUUUGUGAAGUGCACCAGUCCCUCCUGCAGCAAAGCACCCCCACAGCAUGAUGCUGCCUCCCCCGUGCUUCACGGUUGGGAUGGUGUUCUUUGGCUUGCAAGCUACCCCCUUUUUCCUCCAAACAUAACGAUGGUCAUUAUGGGCAAACAGUUCUAUUUUUGUUUCAUCAGACCAGAGGACAUUUCUCCAAAAAGUACGAUCUUUAUCCCCAUGUGCAGUUGCAAACCGUAGUCUGGCUUUUUUGUGGCGGUUUUGGAGCAGUGGCUUCUUCCUUGCUGAGCGGUCUUUCAGGUUAUGUCGAUAUAGGACUCGUUUUACUGUGGAUAUAGAUACUUUUGUGUCUGUUUCCUCCAGCAUCUUCACAAGGUCUUUUGCUGUUGUUCUGGGAUUGAUUUGCACUUUUCUCACCAAAGUACGUUCAUCUCCAGGAGACAGAACGCGUCUCCUUCCUGAGUGGUAUGACGGCUGCGUGGUCCCAUGGUUUUUAUACUUGCGUACUAUUGUUUGUACAGAUAAACGUGGUACCUUCAGGCGUUUGGAAAUUGCUCCCAAGGAUGAACCAGACAUGUGGAGGUCUACAAAUGUUUUUCUGAGGUCUUGGCUGAUUUAUUGUGAUGUUCCCAUGAUGUCAAGCAAAGAGGCACUGAGUUUGAAGGUAGGCCUUGAAAUACAUCCACAGGUACACCUCCAAUUGACUCAAAUGAUGUCAAUUAGCCUAUCAGAAGCUUCUAAAGCCAUGUCAUAAUUUUCUGGAAUUUUCCAAGCUUUGAAGGCACAGUCAAGUUAGUGUAUGUAAACUUCUGACCCACUGGAAUUGUGAUACAGUGAAUUAUAAGUGAAAUAAUCUGUCUGUAAACAAUUGUUGGAAAAAUGACUUGUGUCAUGCACAAAGUAGAUGUCCUAACAGACUUGCCAAAACUAUAGUUAGUUAACAAGAAAUUGUGGAGUGGUUGAAAAUCGAGUUUUAAUGACUCUAACCUAAGUGUAUGUAAACUUCCGACUUCAACUGUAUGUAAGUAUUUGGCUUUACUGUCCGAAUAUUUAGGGAAAACACAGUGUAAUAGCUAUAUGUAUGUAGCUGUAGUUUAUUUCCACACAUAUCUCCAUUCUUAUUAGUUAUAAGUUGGAUUUCACAGUACUUAUCAUUAAUCCUUUUACGUUGGAUUUCACAGUACUUAUCCUUAAUUAUUUUACGUUGGAUUUCACAGUACUUAUCCUUAAUUAUUUUCCUACACAUCCUUCUCAUUAAUUUAAGGUUUAGUCUAUGGCUGAAACAUUUAAUUAGACAUUUGAGCGGUUCACAAAUAAUAUUAUAUUAAUGAUUUAUCCUUUUAAUAUGAAAUGUGAAAUGUAGACCAGGAGAAAGGGUGACUUGGGAAAUAACCAUGUUAUUUUUGUAAAACAUAUUUCAUGAGACACAUGUAUCUGAUUGCUGAUAGCUACCUCAAGAGUGGAACUGACCCAAGGAGGCCCUAUCUUGUCUCUAGACUCUUGUCUUUUGUCUCUAGACUCUUGUCUCUAGACUCUUGUCUCUUGUUUCUAGACUCUUGUCUCUAGACACUUGUCUCUAGACUCUUUUCUCUUGUCUCUAGACUCUUGUUUCUAGACUCUUCUCUCUUGUUUCUAGACUCUUCUCUCUUGUCUCUAGACUCUUCUCUCUUGUCUCUAGAUUCUUCUCUCUUGUCUCUUGUUUCUAGACUCUUGUCUCUUGUCUCUUCUCUCUUGUCUCUUCUCUCUAGAGAGACUUCUCUCUUGUCUCUAGACUCUUGUCUCUAGACUCUUGUCUCUAGACUCUUCUCUCUUGUCUCUAGAUUCUUCUCUCUUGUCUCUUGUUUCUAGACUCUUGUCUCUUGUCUCUUCUCUCUUGUCUCUUCUCUCUAGAGAGACUUCUCUCUUGUCUCUAGACUCGUCUCUAGACUUGUCUCUAGACUCUUGUCUCUAGACUCUUGUCUCUAGACUCUUGUCUUUUGUCUCUUGUUUCUAGACUCUUGUCUCUAGACUCUUGUCUCUAGACUCUUGUCUUUUGUCACUAGACUCUUGUCUCUAGACUAUUCUCUCUUGUCUCUAGACUAUUCUCUCUUGUCUCUAGACUCUUCUCUCUUGUCUCUAGACUCUUGUCUCUAGACUCUUCUCUCUAGACUCUUCUCUCUUGUCUCUAGACUCUUGUCUCUAGACUCUUCUCCCUUGUCUCUAGACUCUCGUCUCUAGAUGAUUGUCUCUAGACUCUUCUCUCUUGUUUAUAGACUCUUGUCUCUAGACUCUUCUCUCUUGUUUAUAGACUCUUGUCUCUAGACUCUUCUCUCUAGACUCUUGUCUUUUGUCACUAGACUCUUCUCUCUAGACUCUUGUCUCUAGACUCUUCUCUCUUGUCUCUAGACUCUUGUCUCUAGAUUCUUGUCUCUAGACUCUUCUCUCUUGUCUCUUGUUUCUAGACUCUUGUCUCUAGACUCUUGUCUCUAGACUCGUCUCUAGACUCUUGUCUCUAGACUCGUCUCUAGACUCUUGUUUCUAGACUCUUGUCUCUUGUCUCUUCUCUCUUGUCUCUUCUCUCUAGAGAGACUUCUCUCUUGUCUCUAGACUCUUGUCUCUAGACUCGUCUCUAGACUCUUGUCUCUAGACUCUUGUCUCUAGACUCUUCUCUCUUGUCUCUAGACUCUUGUCUCUAGACUCUUGUCUCUAGACUCUUGUCUCUAGACUCUUCUCUCUUGUCUCUAGACUCUUGUCUCUAGACUCUUGUCUCUAGACUCUUGUCUCUAGACUCUUCUCUCUUGUCUCUAGACUCUUGUCUCUAGACUCUUGUCUCUAGACUCUUGUCUCUAGACUCUUCUCUCUUGUCUCUAGACUCUUGUCUCUAGACUCUUGUCUCUAGACUCUUCUCUCUUGUCUCUAGACUCUUGUCUCUAGACUCUUGUCUCUAGACUCUUGUCUCUAGACUCUUCUCUCUUGUCUCUAGACUCUUGUCUCUAGACUCUUCUCUCUAGACUCUUCUCUCUAGACUCUUGUCUCUAGACUCUUGUCUCUAGACUCGUCUCUAGACUCUUGUCUCUCGACUCUUGACAAAAUGUUGGGCCUUUGUGCUGGCUAAGUAUAAUUAAAUUAAGUUGUUUACUUACCAUACAGUACAUCCUCUCGGCAUCCGCUUCCCCCCUUUUAAUGAUACCACAAUGACAUAAUUUAGGGUUAUAGCACUGUAAACAUCUACUUUAUAGGAGUUGUUUUGGAGUUGAAUUGAGCAGCCAGGACUUUUUUUUUGGAUUUAUCAGAAGAGAGAGAGCACAGAGUGGGAAAGCCAGGCUACAGGGUUAAUUUGCAGUGAUUGUGCAGGUCAUUUUCUGCAUGGUUAAACACAAGGUCCCUCGAUAGGGUGGAAAGUGCUAGCUGGUGUUGCUCGACCUGUGCAUGCUGGAUGGAAAUGUGUGUGUGUUUGGGGGAGAUUGUGUUGCUAUGUGUAUUGGAAUUACACACAUUCAAACUGUGUACUUUCCAACUUGAGUAUCCAGGCUGAUUUCAUUGUUGUUUUGACUGAGUGAAUGAGCUUUGAUUGACAGGUUGUUUAUCAAUCAUGUCAAUGUACUCAGACUACAGACUCAUGCAAUUCCUAGAUAGGAAUUGCUUUCCUAGAUUUGGAAAGCUAAAAUAAAAACAUCAAUUAUAAUUGUAUGUAUGUUUGCCAAACUGAUCGUUGUGAUUAAUGCAGUCCAAGAGCUUUAGAGUUAGUUUUUUUAUUGCUUGUUUUUGACCUAUAGUUGCUCUCUGCCAAUGUAAUUGAUUAUGUUACUUCCUCUUAACUCCCUCUCUCUUUCUUUCUCUCUCUCUCUCUCUCUCUCUCUCUCUCUCUCUCUCUCUCUCUCUCUCUCUCUCUCUCUCUCUCUCUCUCUCUCUACAUCUCUCUCUCUCCCCCCUCCUCCCCCCUCUGCCGCUCCUUCUCUCCCUUCCUCUCCCCCUCUGCAGACUUGCGUCGGAUGAACAGUUCCAGUGUGUUCUGGGACAGAGGUGUGAGUGGAGGUUACCAGGCCCUGCUACUGGAUGAGGACCGUGGCUGGCUCCUGGUGGGGGGCAGAGACCACAUCUACCUUCUCCACUCUGACAGCCUGGCUCUUCCUACACGCACGGUACGGACAGCACCCUAAAUGUAUAGCUAAGGCCAGCACCAUAGCAUACCAUGACUCUGUUUUGAAUCAGUCAAGGCUCCUUCCCAACUGUGUUCUCUUAGAUCUCCACAUUCUCAAGAAAACACAGAGGGAUAUCCUAAAGUAAUGAUGAAAGGCAUUAUAUGUUAUUAUAUAUAUGCAUAUUUAAGCCUCACCUGUAUCCUUCCCUCCCUCCCUCCCUCCCUCCCUCCUCUAGAUCUACUGGCCAGCUGUGAAGGAACACGUCGAGCACUGCAGACUGGCAGGGAAGAACCUGUCGGUAAGCAACAACAUCUCUAAGAGCCAGAACAAACAUGGAUUAACAACAUGGAUGAACUUUCCCACAAAUCUGUUUAGGUGCUCAGAAGAUCUGAUGCCUUAUUUAGUAGUCAUCUGGUAUGGAGAGCCAGGCACGCUCAUAGCACGUUAUUGGGACAAGCACCCCUCACAGUGUAUAAUUAAAACAAGGCCAAUCUUUAUUUAUGGUCAUGUUGUUUUAGGUUUAUGAGACCCAGGGGAGACGGGUAGGUUCUCAUCCCUCUGUCUGGGACCUGACUGACAAUUCCUUUACAUACAAAGUCAUCCUUCUUCCACCCCCUCCCCCACCCCCCCCAUAAAAAAAGGUGGUUGUCCCACUGGCUAUCAUAAGUUGAAUGCACCAAUUUGUAAGUCGCUCUGGAUAAGAGCAUCUGCUAAAUUAUGUAAAUGUAAAUAUAACACACAAUAACAACCAAAGGUGACAGGUGAUUCUACUCUGACAAUGUUCAAUCAAUUAUUGGUUGAUUUCUUCAUAAAUAAUUGGCCUUGAGGCAAAGACAGCAAACAGGUUAAUCAGGCUGGUGUGUAGAAGAACAGGUAUAGGAUUUAGGAUGGUCCUCUGUAGCUCGGUUGGUAACGCACGGCACUUUCAAUGCCAAUAUCAAGGGUUUGAUUCUCGCUGGGGCCACUCAUAUAUAUGCACACAGGAUGGUGUGUUGCUUUUGGAUAAAAGCGUCUCCUAAAUGGAAUAUAUAUACAGUAUAUAUAUAUAAUGUUUAAUCUCUGUUAACUAUGGGCUGUAAUGUAGAUGUGGGUCAUGUAUGUUUAAUGUAAAUCCUAACAUUGUUUCAGACUGACUGCGCCAACUACGUGCGUCUCCUCCAGCCCUUCAACAAGACCCAUGUGUACGUCUGUGGCACCGGGGCCUACCACCCACAAUGCACCUACAUAGACCUGGGACACAGCACUGAGGUGAGGAAAGGAAGGAGGGAGGGAAAGAGGGAGAGAGAGAGAGAAGAGGUUGGGGGGAGGCCCAUGUGUAGGUCUGUGGCACGGGGCCUACCACCCACAAUGCACCUACAUAGACCUGGGGCCUAGGAGGGGAAGGACUUCAUCCAGGAGAGAGAGGCUCUGACUAAACUCUCUGUUCCAUCUCUCUGACUAAACCCUGACUAAACUCUCUGUUCCAUCUCUCUGACUAAACUCUGACUAAACUCUCUGUUCCAUCUCUCUGACUAAACUCUGACUAAACUCUCUGUUCCACUCUCUCUGACUAAACUCUGACUAAACUCUCUGUUCCAUCUCUCUGACUAAACUCUGACUUGUUAUCUCUCUGUGUUGGCUCGGACGGAUCACAGGGAGAGAGUCUCAAUCUGCCUUUCUUUUUCUUUAUAAUUUGUUUUAAUUGUAGGGCGGAUAUCAUAAAUGCUAUAAAAAUAAAAAUAAAAAUAAAUUUUUUUCGUGAUAUCCAAUUGGUAGUUAGUCUUUUACCAUCGCUGCAAAUUCCCUACGGACUCGGGAGAGAGCCAUUUACACAAUCCUGCCAAGCCGCACUGCUUCUUGACACACUGCUAGCUUAACCCGGAAGCCAGCCGCGCCAAUGUGUCGGAAGAAACAUCAUCCAGCUGGCGACCGAAGUCAGCUUGCAGGCGCCCAGCCCGCCACAAGGAGUCGCUAGAGCGUGAUGGGACAAGAAAAUCCCGGGCCGGCCAAACCCUCCCUUAACCCGGACGACGCUGCGCCAAUUGUGCUCCGCCUCAUGGGUCUCCCGGUCACGGCCGGCUGUAGUGAUGCCUAAGCACAUUAUGAAAAUCCACUCUACAUAAUGAAAAUCCAGCAGUCAACACACAACACAGCUACUAUGUUACAGAUAUCAACCCCCUGUGUGAUCUCAAAUGGCUCAAAAGAUCUUAUGUGGGCACACUCACCCUUGGCUCUUCGACUUACUCCUCUUGGCCUCUUGGCUUCCAUCCACAUCACCCUUUUCUCAGCAAGGGAUUUUGCAGCUCAGGGGAGGAGGGUUAAUGUUAUUGUGGAGAUUAAAUUAUUACAUUGUGGUAGUUGAGAUGGUUCUCUGUGGUUGAGGAGGCUAAUGCUAUUGUGGAUGUGACAUCAUUCUCUGCACAGAUCAGAAUAGAAUAUAGAAUGAGUAGAAUAUAACUAUAUUGAAUCUCUAUGGUUCUCUGUGGGUCUCCAAGGAGCCGUUGUUCCGUCUGCAGAGCCAUGCUGUGGAGUCUGGACGGGGGAAAUGCCCCUUCAGUCCACAGGAACCCUUCACCGCCAGGCUCACCGGUAAGUAAUAUACAAAUAUUAUGUCCAUAUAGGAGACCCUUGUAGUGACAUACAGAACGUUGACAUGGACACAUGCUAUAUUUUCAGUAUAUAAAGAGAAGUAAUACAUCCAGCUAAUAUGGAAAAAUACUGACAUUAAUGAGACCCUUUCCUCCACAAUGACUUACAGAACUGUCAACGUUGACUGUGACACACAAUAUUCAGUAUAUGGCCUAUGCGGGAAUCAAACCCACCCUUAAAAGACUUGAGAAUAAUUAUGAAACCCUUCAGAAAUGGUGUGACCAGGAAGGGAGUUAGAGAGAGAGACAGAGAACCACAUUAUUUAGUUCUCACAUAGUUUGCAGUGGACGUCAAUCCCGCCGGACCUCAGUACAUAAAACAUAUGGUUCAUAAUUAGGGGUAAUGGAGUUAGCGGCUACCACUGGGAAUGAGGCUCUGCUCUGUACUUUUUAGGAGUUUUAAGACGCCUCUCUAUGUGAUUGAAGAUCCAAAAGCAUUAGCUGAAUUCCAUAUUCACACAGGCUAUAUAUUAUAUAAACAAUAUACUGUCAAGAAAACAUGACAGACAUGUUUGUCUGUUGCAUAAGGGUAUCUCUGUAUGUAUAGUUUCCAAAACAAUGAAACCCAAAUUCCUCUUAGCCUUAUAAACCAGCCAGAUCGCUGAGUUCAGCCAAAUUGACUCUGCCUUGAAGAGGGCAUUAUGAAGAUGUAACAGAGAUAUAUGUGUGUGUGUUUUCUUAAGCCAAACCGCUCCCUAUCUCACCCCUAGAUGGAGAUUUGUAUGCGGGGACGUCUGUGGAUUUCAUGGGCACCAACGCAGCUAUAUUCCGUACCUCUGUCCACAGCAGCAAACAACACUAUAUACGCACCGAGGCCUACCAAGACCACUGGCUCAAUGGUGAGGCGCAGACGAGGACACAAUGUCAAAGAAAAGAUAAAUGUCUCUAUGCCAGUUGUCAUAGAGGUUUCCUAAUUAUACGUACCAAGCUAGGUCGCUGGCACAGGCCUCAUCCUUCACUCAGACAAUUAUUGGGUUCUUGCCAAUCUUGUCGUCAUUUUGAGGAGGCAAAUCACUCCAAGUCAUUAUUUGGCGUUUCUGUCUAAGACAAAUGUCCAAUACUGAAGUGAGUUGAUGAGUAUGAGUCCUCAUUGUGAUAUCCUUUGUUUCCCCCAUGCAGAGCCUUAGUUUGUGGGUUUAUUCUCCAUCCCAGACACUCAUCAUGUUCUAGACUGUUCUAAAGGGUUCCCACAGAUGUAGGAUGUUAAUUUUAGCCAGUUUGUUACAGCAGGAAAAUAAUCAUGCAGCAACAGGAAAUGUGAGUUAUGUGGAUUAGAAUUAAUGGACAUUUUUGUAGGGUUUGCUAAAUAUUUCAUAAGGGAAAAAAAUCAAGUCUGAAAUGUUAAAAUGGAAAUGACAAACUUUAGAAUCCUUUUAAACCUCAAAUACACUGCAAGUUUAAAAUGUCCUGCAUCUGCAUACUGUACUAUCUUCCUCACCAUGAUGUCAUUUCCUCCCAAUGCAGAGCCAAAGUUUGUGGGUUCCUUCUCCAUUCCGGACACACACAGUGUGGACGAUGACAAGGUCUACUUCUUCCUCAAGGAGACGGCUGUAGAGUCCAGCCAGUGGGACAAGAGGGUUUACAGCAGAGUGGCACGCAUCUGCAAGUAAAUAGGAUGAUGUGGAGAACAGCGUGAGAUGAGAGGGUGGAUAUGGAGAACAUAACAAGUAUAUACCGCAGCGACCUUCACCCAACAUUUGGCGACCUCAUCAAGAGGUUUUGGACCUCUUGGCAUAACGGUUGAGGUGUUGGCUUGAUGGUCACUAGACCUUGUUUUGAGUCCCGGUUGGGGCUGAAUUCCCUGCAAUAUUUUCACAAAGGGCUUAACAGCAGAUCCUACAGUAACAGCAGAUCCUACAGUAACAGCAGAUUCUACAGUAACAGCAGAUCCUACAGUAACAGCAGAGACUACAGUAACAGCAGAUACUACAGUAACAGCAGAUCCUACAGUAACAGCAGAUCCUACAGUAACAGCAGAGACUACAGUAACAGAAGAGACUUCAGUAACAUCAGAGACUUCAGUAACAUCAGAUCCUACAGUAACAUCAGAGACUACAGUAACAUCAGAGACUACAGUAACCGCACAUUCUACAGUAACAGCAGAUCCUACAGUGACCGAUUUGACUGAUAUUAGUGAGACAAAAAGUACCUAACUGAAAGACAUGUAGGUGUUGAUUUCAUGUCCGAUCUCCUCCUUGUGUCUCUCGUUAGAAUGACGUUGGAGGGAAGAGGAGUCUGAUUAACCGUUGGAGUACCUUCCUCAAGGCCCGUCUGAUGUGUUCUGUACCAGGACCUGGGGGACUGGACACACAGUUUGAUGAGCUCGGUACUCUGCUUUAUCUAUACUGCUGAAAUGUUUUUUUUUAUGUUUUAAUGAACAUUUUGACUUGUAAUAUCAUGACUUUCAUAACAAUACAUUAUUAAUUUGUUUGUUUAGUGGUUUUGGUUUUCUGGCUUGUAACUUUCCACUUUUUGAUUUUGAUUGCCAAUGUUUCGGUGUACAAUGUAUUGGUAAAAUGAGUACAGGUUAUAUUUUAGCCUGAUAAGGUAUUCGUUUUGUUAACUGUCUCUGUCUGUGGUUCCCCACUGUGAUUCAUUUCAGAGGAUAUCUUCAUUCUGGAGACCAAAGACUCCCAGAACCCCGUCAUCUAUGGAGUUUUCUCAACCUCCGGGUCAGUUUGGGCUUUAAACAUUUAACAACAAAUAUUAUUGUAUGAUUAAUAUGAUUCAUUUUAUGACAAUAACUGAGACCUAUUGAAUUAUUGAUUUUAUUUUAAAGUGGAACUGACACUGCUUUAACUACUUUUCAGAUAUGAAACAAACAGACAAUCAUAAUAUCAGUCAAAAACAUCAACAUCCCAUUUUAUGCUACAAAAUCAACUUUAUAAGUGGUUUUAAAAAUAGGUUCUAUUCGACUCAACAUUCCAUGACGCACACUAAGGUAUUGUUGGCAGAAUAGAUGGAUGCAGUUCAAAGCAUGAUUAAUAUAAUUCACCAAUACAUUUCUUGGUAGUCCAAAAAAUAUUGCUCUCAGGUUGUAAAUCACAGCUGGCCUGGAACGUUGUUUGCUGCCUCCAUUCGGGAUGCACUGUUUCAGUGACUCAAUACUUCGGACAGAAAAGACGAAUGUAACUAAGGCUGGGAAUGUCAAUACAAUCAAACUAGCAAGGGCAAUGAUCACAAGUCAGUCAUAGGCCCUCUGUAGCUCAGUUGGUAGAGCAUGGCGUUUGCAACGCCAGGGUUGUGGGUUUGAUUCCCACGGGGGGGCCAGUAUGAAAAUGUAUGCACUCACUAACUGUAAGUCGCUCUGGAUAAGAGCGUCUGCUAAAUGACUAAAACGUGAAUAACGUGGCUAAUAGGCUGGAGUACGUGUCAAACACGCGGGCCGAAUAGGACACACAAGCGAGUCAACAGUUGAGUCAUCUACUUUAUGAAAUUACAGCCUGAUGCGCUCCAAUCGGUGAAUUCAACUUCAGUUGCGCUGCUUUCAUUUGUCCAGUUUACCGGCGCACAGCGGAGGGAAAGUGUACAGACACAUGCCACAGUCCUAGCCAGGCUACUAAAAUGUUGCCGUCUGGCUUCGGUUUUUAAAGCUUGACAAGGAAUAACCAAAAAACAAAACACCAUGCAAAGGGGAAACAUGUCGGCCUGUUAUAGAAACAUUUGAUCAGUAGCCUAGGCUGGCUGCUCAACUACAAUACAUUUUGAGUGUAACAUAAAGCGAUGCUGCAUUCAACCAUACCAGUGAUCCAUGCAGUGCAAAAAAAGGAAAAACAUGUUUUAUGUUUAAAUGUUACAACAACAUAUAGCUAUGUUUUUGUUAUUUUGAGUUAUUAAAUACUUUUUGAUUAGGGUCGCAGCAUAUUGUGCACAUCUGCAAGCAUAGCAGCGAAGGCUGGACAAAUAUGAUUUAUCUCUUCUUUUGUUUUAAUAUGUUCAAAUGCUAUAUACAGCAUCCUAUGUACAUAAGUGGACAUUAUAAAGGGUCGUAUUUUUUUCCAUAUCCAACAAUGGCCAGUUCGCAGUUGCAUGUUUGUUGUUGUAAAAACAAAUAGGCUAUGUCUGGCCUGCGAAUUCGUUGUGUGAAUCGCUUUUCUAGCUAGCUAUGCUAAACUUGAACGACUGUUAUCCACAGUUAGCUUAUCUCUCAGUUGUCAAUCAAAUGUAUUUGGCUGGCAGGCAGGCAGGCAAGUUCCCAUUCAGUUAUCAAAACGUGGGUUGGGACAAGCAGGCUUUGGCAGGCAAGUUGCAGAAGGACGAGCAGACUACUAUUCCCCAUUGUUUAUGUGUGUAAUUUUGACGGCCAACUAGCUGAAAACUUUUGAGAGGGUUUAUCUAGUUUUCCCUCGUUAGAUUUUAGCUCAUCUUGCUCUGGCUAGCAUUAGUUGUUGAUCUUGUUGUUGUUGAUGUGCAUAACUGAGGGAGAGAGAGCCUACCUUUUCAUGGUUGUUUGAUCAAUAGGACUGUGAAGUUCCCAAAUGUAAGAGGACUCCCGUGGUAUUUACAUGUUUGCAGAAAUCCAUUCAGGUGUAUUUUGUGGCUUUAGGUGAAUGCGUUCUAACGAUCUAAAGUCGCGCUGUUGCUACUGCCUGUAAACACACAGUCCAGUUCAACGUGAAUGAUGGCAGACCCGUUUCGCAUAUAGGCUUACUGUAGAGCCGAUUGGCUUUGGCGCACUGGUCUGCAUAGACUCCGGUCCUGGACAAGACAGAUGUUUUUAUUAGGUUUUAUUUACUGCGGUUUAUUAAUUGUCAUUUUCCCACUCUAUAUUGCUAUAGAAUUCUCACAAAUUCCUUACUGUACGUCAUUCCCAAACAUUCUAUGAAUUUAUGAAAACGUGAAAAUGACCAUAUCUAAGUGCUCGCUUGUCAGAAAACGUAAAAAAUAUUAUUAUUCUUCCUGGGGGUGUAUAUGAACAGAUUUUUAAAAAAGAUUUCAUGUUGCUGAAACGCUGUCAGUUCCACUUUAAGAACUAGAGAAAAUACACUGUCACUGUAUUGCAGACCUUUCAUCUGUGGACAAAUGAAAAUGUGUGAUUCUCAGUGAGAAACACCCUAAAAGACAACAGACCAUUGAAAGAAUGUUAAAAGGAUGUUAUCUUGUUCCAUAACAAAACAACCAGCCAAUCAGCCUGACACGUGCACUCUCCCACCCCCUGACACGUGCACUCUCCCGUCUUAGCACUGCAGUGACCCCAGGGGUUAUUGAGGGGUCAGGGGUGGAGAGGCUCGGCUGGAUGUGUUAUUGUAACCCACCCGGAUCCAUGUUAACACUCUCUUACCCUAUCCACCUUCCUCCUCUCUCUCUUCUCUUUCCUUUUUCUGUCUCCUCUCCUCUUCUCUCCUCUCCUCUCCUCUCCUCUCCCUCUCCCUCUCCCUCUCCCUCUCCCUCUUCUCUCUCCUUCUCACCCUCUCCUCUCCUUUCCUCAGCAUUGAAACCCCUCUCCUCUCUCUCUUCUCUCCCCUAGUUCUGUAUUCAGAGGGUCAGCAGUGUGUGUCUACUCCAUGGCAUCUAUCAGGGCAGCCUUCAACGGUCCGUUUGCCCAUAAGGAAGGGCCGGACUACCACUGGGUGGAGUACAAGGGGAGGAUUCCAUAUCCACGACCUGGGACUGUGAGUUCUCGGCAGGGACGGUCUGAGGAAGUGACAAACAGAUAGACGGACGGAUGGGCAAACAGACGGACAGAAAGAUAGGGAAGCAAGCAGAAAUAGAGAUAGGCAGACAGACAGAUUAAUAAAUCAUUUAAAAAAUACAUUAGCUGUGCUUGAUUGAGCUAGCCUUUUACAACGGAACUAAUCGAAAAGUCCCAAAAGUGUAAACCCUGCCCCCCUGGCACUCCAAGCGAGUUUAAGGAAACUCUCAAAAUAUUUGAAAGGUUUCAAAAAGUAUUUGAACCCUGGCCUGGUGGCAGACAAGCAGGCGGACAGACAGGCAGACAUACAGGCGGACAGACAAGUGGACAGAAAGGCAACACGUGUGUUGAUUUAAACUAGCUGGAAGCCAACCACUGGCUGGUUGAUUAAAACAAGCUGAUAAAGCUGUUGGAAGCUAACCGUGGCUCGUUGAUUAAAACAAGCUGAUAAAGCUGUUGGAAGCUAACCGCUGGCUGGUUGAUUAAAACAAGCUGAUAAAGCUGUUGGAAGCUAACUGCUGGCUGGUUGAUUAAAACAAGCUGAUAAAGCUGUUGGAAGCUAAGCGCUGGCUGGUUGAUUAAAACAAGCUGAUAAAACUGUUGGAAGCUAACCGCUGGCUGGUUGUUUUAACACCUCGGCUAUGCAUUCUCCUGGGAAGCAGUAACUUGUCAGCCAGAGGCUUCAGGGGAAUGUUUAAUGUGUUUUAGUGCUCUGUCGGAAAUGGCUUGCUUUCACUGUUAUUCUAGUCCCCCUGUUAGGGAACACUACAGGCAGUGGAGCGGCUCCUUGGAUGUGCUUGAUUACCACACACACACACACACAUACACAUUCACACACACACACACAUACCCACACACACACACACGGUUCCUUGAAAGUGGUUGAUUACAACUAGGGUCAUGGACGUCAGUGUUUUGGUUACAUGAUUAAAAUUCAAGUGAAACAGCUUCACAUCAUCCGCCAGUGUAAUUUAAACCCCAGAGUCACUGAACAGCACGCAUAGAGAGAGUAAAAUGGCAGCUACAUUUCAAAGGAAAUAAUAGUAGUUGAAAUGGGGUCUGUUGCCAGUUUAAACACCAAAAAACUUCAACAUGGUACUCAUGCUUGUCAUAUCUAGCAGUGACUUUGUUUUGCCAGGAUGGUAGGAGGAAAUUACAUCCACUCUGAUAACUGAAGAUUAAAUGACCUUCCUUAGAUGAUAUAAGUAGCUGUGCUUUGCCUGAGUGUUACAGUGUGCAGUGUGUUUUGUGAUCAAAGUGUUGUUACUUUUUUUAUCAUAAAACAUUAAACAAAACCACAACAGUCAUCUAACUAGAACAACAAUACAAAUCAGAACUCUGUUUUUCACUUUGACCUUCAAGUAAUAAUCCUUGAAUAAUGAUUGAAUAAUGCUUUCAUAAUCCUUUAUAUAAACCUUUAAUAGUACAGUGAGGGAAAAAAGUAUUUGAUCCCCUGCUGAUUUUGUACGUUUGCCCACUGACAAAGAAAUGAUCAGUCUAUAAUUUUAAUGGUAGUUAUAUUUGAACAGUGAGAGACAGAAUAACAACAAAAAAAUCCAGAAAAACGCAUGUCAAAAAUGUUAUAAAUUUAUUUGCAUUUUAAUGAGGGAAAUAAGUAUUUGACCCCCUCUCAAUCAGAAAGAUUUCUGGCUCCCAGGUGUCUUUUAUACAGGUAACGAGCUGAGAUUAGGAGCACACUCUUAAAGUGAGUGCUCCUAAUCUCAGUUUGUUACCUGUAUAAAAGACACCUGUCCACAGAAGCAAUCAAUCAAUCAGAUUCCAAACUCUCCACCAUGGCCAAGACCAAAGAGCUCUCCAAGGAUGUCAGGGACAAGAUUGUAGACCUACACAAGGCUGGAAUGGGCUACAAGACCAUCGCCAAGCAGCUUGGUGAGAAGGUGACAACAGUUGGUGCGAUUAUUCGCAAAUGGAAGAAACACAAAAUAACUGCCAAUCUCCCUCUGCCUGGGGCUCCAUGCAAGAUCUCACCUCGUAGAGUUGCAAUGAUCAUGAGAACGGUGAGAAAUCAGCCCAGAACUACAUGGGAGGAUCUUGUCAAUGAUCUCAAGGCAGCUGGGACCAUAGUCACCAAGAAAACAAUUGGUAACACACUACGCCGUGAAGGACUGAAAUCCUGCAGCUCCCGCAAGGUCCCCCUGCUCAAGAAAGCACAUAUACAUGCCCGUCUGAAGUUUGCCAAUGAACAUCUGAAUGAUUCAGAGGAGAACUGGGUGAAAGUGUUGUGGUCAGAUGAGACCAAAAUGGAGCUCUUUGGCAUCAACUCAACUCGCCAUGUUUGGAGGAGGAGGAAUGCUGCCUAUGACCCCAAGAACACCAUCCCCACCAUCAAACAUGGAGGUGGAAACAUUAUGCUUUGGGGGUGUUUUUCUGCUAAGGGGACAGGACAACUUCACCGCAUCAAAGGGACGAUGGACGGGGCCAUGUACCAUCAAAUCUUGGGUGAGAACCUCCUUCCCUCAGCCAGGGCAUUGAAAAUGGGUUGUGGAUGGGUAUUCCAGCAUGACAAUGACCCAAAACACACGGCCAAGUCAACAAAGGAGUGGCUCAAGAAGAAGCACAUUAAGGUCCUGGAGUGGCCUAGCCAGUCUCCAGACCUUAAUCCCAUAGAAAAUCUGUGGAGGGAGCUGAAGGUUCGAGUUGCCAAACGUCAGCCUCGAAACCUUAAUGACUUGGAGAAGAUCUGCAAAGAGGAGUGGGACAAAAUCCCUCCUGAGAUGUGUGCAAACCUGGUGGCCAACUACAAGAAACGUCUGACCUCGUGAUUGCCAACAAGGGUUUUGCCACCAAGUACUAAGUCAUGUUUAGCAGAGGGGUCAAAUACUUAUUUCCCUCAUUAAAAUGCAAAUCAAUUUAUAACAUUUUUGACAUGCAUUUUUCUGGAUUUUUUUGUUGUUAUUCUGUCUCUCACUGUUCCAAUAAACCUACCAUUAAAAUGAUAGACUGAUCAUUUCUUUGUCAGUGGGCAAACGUACAAAAUCAGCAGGGGAUCAAAUACUUUUUUCCCUCCCCAGUGUCCCAGUGUGACCUACGACCCCCUCCACAAGUCUACUCGUGACUUCCCUGAUGACGUAGUGAGCUUCAUGAGGGGUCACCAGCUGAUGUGGGAACCCAUCCUGCCCGUCACACGCCGGCCCGUCUUCACCCGCGUCAAUGUACCCUACACCCUACGAAGGGUGGUAGUGGAUAGGGUGGAUGCUGAUGAUGGACAGUAUGACGUCCUACACCUGGGCACAGGUAAGAGAGCGUGUGAACGUGCUACACCCUACCCAGGGUACAGGGAGAAAGUGGGGCUGGGGUGUAGUAGUGAACAGUGUUCCCUACACCCUACGAAGGGUGGUAGUGGAUAGGGUGGAUACUGAGUAUGAUAUAUAUAUUGACAGUAUGAUAUAAUACACCUGAUUUCUGGAACAGGUUAUAGUAGAGAGUGGUGGCUUCACUAGUGCAACAGAACAAGACCAACAGAAGACAGGGGUGACUGAUACAACUUUAGAGGGGGGGGGGGCUGAGUACCAACAGUAGGAGGGGGCAUCGAUACCACCAGUGCAGAGGGCGGGUGUGACUACGACCCUACCAACAGUAGAGUAGAGGGGGGCUGAUCACAGUAGGAGGCUUGAUACCAACCAGUAGAUAGGGGUGGGGGACCCAUCCUGUCCACAGUAAGAGGGGGGCCCGCUGAUACCAACAGCGUGAAGAGGGGGGGCUGUACCCACACAGUAGAGAGGGUGGGAUAGGGUGGAUGCUCCAAAGUAGAGCAGAGGGGCUGAACCAACAGUAGAGAGAGGGUGGGCUACUACCCAGUACAGAGAAGAGAGGGGGGGGAGCUGAUACCAACCGUAGAAGGGGGAGGGGGGCUGAUACAACAGUAGAGAUUAUGGGUUGGCUGAUACCCAACAGUAGAGAGGGGGGGCUGAUACAACAGUAGAGAGAGAGAGCGGGGGCUGAUACCAACAGUAGAGAGGGGGGUGGGCUGUACAAAGUAGAGGGGGCUGAUACCAACAGUAGAGGGGGGGGGGGGGGUGGGGGGGGGCUUGAUACCAACAGUAGAGAGAGGGGGGGCUGAUCAACAGUAGGAGGGGGGGCUGAUACCAACAGUAGAGAGAGGGGGGGCGAUACACGUAGAGAGGGGGGCUGAUACACAGAGAGGAGGGGGGGGCUGAUACCAACAGUAGAGAGGGGGGGGGGGGCUGCGAUACCAACAGUAGAGAGAGGGGGGCUGAUACCAACAGUAGAAGAGGGGGGCGAUAACAGUGGAGGGGGGGGCUGAUACCAACAGUAGAGAGAGGGGGGGGGCUGAUACCAACAGUAGAGAGGGGGGGGCUGAUACCAACAGUAGAGAGGGGGGGGGCGGCUGAUACCAACAGUAAGAGGGGGGGGUGAAUAUAUACCAACAGUAAGGGGGUGGGGGUGAUACCACAGUAGAGAUAGUUGGGGGGGGUGAACCAACAGUAGAGAGGGUGGUGGGGAUCUGAUACCCAACGGUAAGAGGCGUUGGGCUAUACCACAGUGAGCAAGAGGGCCGGCUGAUACCAACAGUAGAGAGAGGGGGGGGGGGGGUGAUACCAACAGUAGAGAGGGGGGGGGGCUGAUCCGUAGGGGGGGGGUGAUACCAACAGUAGAGAGGGGGGGCUGAUAUCAAAAUGUAAGUUAGAUUGCAUUGGAGGCUUUAUCCAACCACAGUCAGCGUGCAUACUUUUGUGUAUGGGGGCCUGAUCGAACCCUAUUGGGUAUAGCGGCUGUACUACAAACAGUGAGCUAAGAGGGAGCAAUGAUACCAACAGUAGAGAGAGGGGGUGCUGAUACCACAGUAGAGAGGGGGGGGCUGAUACCAACAGUAGAGAGAGGGGGGCUGAUACCAACAGUAGAGAGGGGGGCUGAUACCAACAGUAGAGAGGGGGGGGGGGGCUGAUACCAACAGUAGAGAGGGGGGCUGAUACCAACAGUAUAGAGAGGGGGGCUGAUAACCAACAGUAGAGAGAGGGGGGGGCUGAUACCAACAGUAGAGAGGGGGGGGCUGAUACCAACAGUAGAGAGAGGGGGGCUGAUACCAACAGUAGAGAGGGGGGCUGAUACCAACAGUAGAGAGGGGGGGGGGCUGUGGGGGUGAUACCAACAGUAGAGAGGGGGGGGCUGAUACCAACAGUUAGAGAGAGGGGGGGGCUGAUACCAACAGUAGAGAGGGGGGGGCUGAUACCAACAGUAGAGAGAGGGGGGGGGGCUGAUACCAACAGUAGAGAGGGGGGCUGAUACCAACAGUAGAGAGGGGGGGGGGCUGAUACCAACAGUAGAGAGAGGGGGGGCUUGAUACCAACAGUAGAGAGGGGGGAGGGGGGGGGCUGAUACCAACAGUAGAAGAGGGGGGGGCUGAUACCAACAGUAGAGAGAGGGGGGCUGAUACCAACAGUAGAGAGAGGGGGGGGGGCUGAUACCAACAGUAGAGAGGGGGGGCUGAUACCAACAGUAGAGAGGGGGGGGGGCUGAUACCAACAGUAGAGGAGGGGGGGGCUGAUACCAACAGUAGAGAGGGGGGGGGGGGCUGAUACCAACAGUAGAGAGAGGGGGGGCUGAUACCAACAGUAGAGAGGGGGGGGCUGUGAUACCAAACAGUAGAGAGGGGGGGGGGGCUGAUACCAACAGUAGAGGAGGGGGGCUGAUACCAACAGUAGAGAGGGGGGCUGAUACCAACAGUAGAGAGGGGGGGGCUGAUACCAACAGUAGAGAGAGGGGGGGGCUGAUACCAACAGUAGGAGAGGGGGGGGGGGGCUUGAUACCAACAGUAGAGAGGGGGGGGGGGGCUGAUACCAACAGUAGAGAGGGGGGGGUGAUACCAACAGUAGAGAGGGGGGGGCUGAUACCAACAGUAGAGAGAGGGGGGGGCUGAUACCAACAGUAGAGAGAGGGGGGCUUGAUACCAACAGUAGAGAGGGGGGGGGGGGGGCUGAUACCAACAGUAGAGAGGGGGGGAUACCACAGUAGAGAGGGGGCUGAUACCAACAGUAGAGAGAGGGGGGGCUGAUACCAACAGUAGAGAGGGGGGGGCUGAUACCAACAGUAGAGAGGGGGGGGGGGCUGAUACCAACAGUAGAGAGGGGGGGGGGGCUGAUACCAACAGUAGAGGGGGGGCUGAUACCAACAGUAGAGAGAGGGGGGGGCUGAUACCAACAGUAGAGAGGGGGGGGGGCUGAUACCAACAGUAGAGAGAGGGGGUGAUACCAGUAGAGAGGGGGGGCUGAUACCAACAGUAGAGAGGGGGGGGGGGCUGAUACCAACAGUAGAGAGAGGGGGGCUGAUACAACAGUAGAGAGGGGGGGGGGGGCUGAUACCAACAGUAGAGAGGGGGGGGGGGGCUGAUACCAACAGUAGAGAGAGGGGCUGAUACCAACAGUAGAUGAGGGGGGGGCUGAUACCAACAGUAGAGAGAGGGGGGGGCUGAUACCAACAGUAGAGAGAGGGGGGCUGAUACCAACAGUUAGAGAGAGGGGGGGCUGAUACCAACAGUAGAGAGGGGGGCUGAUACCCAACCAGUAGGAGAGGGGGGGGCUGAUACCAACAGUAGAGAGGGGGGGGCUGAUACCAACAGUAGAGAGAGGGGGGGGGGCUGAUACCAACAGUAGAGGGGGGGGGGGGGGCUGAUACCAACAGUAGAGAGAGGGGGGCUGAUACCAACAGUAGAGAGAGGGGGGGGCUGAUACCAACAGUAGAGAGAGGGGGGCUGAUACCAACAGUAGAGAGAGGGGGGGGCUGAUACCAACAGUAGAGAGAGGGGGGCUGAUACCAACAGUAGAGAGGGGGGGGGCUGAUACCAACAGUAGAGAGAGGGGGGGGCUGAUACCAACAGUAGAGAGGGGGGGGGGCUGAUUACCAAACAGUAGAGAGGGGGGGGCUGAUACCAACAGUAGAGAGAGGGGGGGGCUGAUACCAACAGUAGAGAGGGGGGGGGGCUGAUACCAACAGUAGAGAGGGGGGGGGGCUGAUACCAACAGUAGAGAGGGGGGGGGCUGAUACCAACAGUAGAGAGAGGGGGGGGCUGAUACCAACAGUAGAGAGAGGGGGGCUGAUACCAACAGUAGAGAGGGGGGCUGAUACCAACAGUAGAGAGGGGGGGGCUGAUACCAACAGUAGAGAGGGGGGCUGAUACCAACAGUAGAGAGGGGGGCUGAUACCAACAGUAGAGAGGGGGGGGCUGAUACCAACAGUAGAGAGGGGGGCUGAUACCAACAGUAGAGAGGGGGGCUGAUACCAACAGUAGAGAGAGGGGGGCUGAUACCAACAGUAGAGAGAGGGGGGGGGCUGAUACCAACAGUAGAGAGAGGGGGGGGGCUGAUACCAACAGUAGAGAGGGGGGCUGAUACCAACAGUAGAGAGGGGGGCUGAUACCAACAGUAGAGAGGGGGGGGGGGGCUGAUACCAACAGUAGAGAGAGGGGCUGAUACCAACAGUAGAGAGGGGGGGGGGGCUGAUACCAACAGUAGAGAGGGGGGGGGGCUGAUACCAACAGUAGAGAGAGGGGGGGGCUGAUACCAACAGUAGAGAGAGGGGGGGCUGAUACCAACAGUAGAGAGAGGGGGGCUGAUACCAACAGUAGAGAGAGAGGGGGGCUGAUACCAACAGUAGAGAGGGGGGGCUGAUACCAACAGUAGAGAGGGGGGGGCUGAUACCAACAGUAGAGAGAGGGGGGGGGGCUGAUACCAACAGUAGAGAGGGGGGGGGGGGGCUGAUACCAACAGUAGAGAGAGGGGGGCUGAUACCAACAGUAGAGAGAGGGGGGGGGCUGAUACCAACAGUAGAGAGAGGGGGGCUGAUACCAACAGUAGAGAGAGGGGGGCUGAUACCAACAGUAGAGAGAGGGGGGGGCUGAUACCAACAGUAGAGAGAGGGGGGCUGAUACCAACAGUAGAGAGGGGGGGGGGCUGAUACCAACAGUAGAGAGAGGGGGGCUGAUACCAACAGUAGAGAGGGGGGCUGAUACCAACAGUAGAGAGGGGGGCUGAUACCAACAGUAGAGAGAGGGGGGGGCUGAUACCAACAGUAGAGAGAGGGGGGGGCUGAUACCAACAGUAGAGAGAGGGGGGCUGAUACCAACAGUAGAGAGGGGGGGGCUGAUACCAACAGUAGAGAGAAGGGGGCUGAUACCAACAGUAGAGAGGGGGGGGCUGAUACCAACAGUAGAGAGAGGGGGGGGCUGAUACCAACAGUAUAGAGGGUGGGGCUGAUACCAGAGAUGGAGACUAAUGUCUCAGUGAGAUCAUAAUGGUUUUGGGCAGGUCUACUGUAUGCUGGCUGGUCACCGUCGGUUACAAGCAAGCAAGCAAGCAACCAAAACCAAACCAAAACAACACAACUUCACUACACACACAUAAAAAAAGAUUGUAAAGAGAGUUUGCUCAGACUCUCCAGGCUACAUGCUGUAGCAGUUCCUUGGUAACCGUGAAACCUGGAGAACAGGGUGAUAAACAGACCCUAUAUGAGUUAGACAUCUAAUGAGGAUUUAUAGUGGCACCCUGAGUGGCGCUAGCAACUGUUACACUUUCUCCCUGUCACCCUGUCACCCUGUCACCCUGUCACCCUGUCACCCUGACACCCUGUCACCCUGUCACCCUGUCACCCUGUCACCCUGUCACCCUGACACCCUGUCACCCUGACACCCUGUCACCCUGUCAUCCUGUCACCCUGUCACCCUGACACCCUGUCACCCUGUCACCCUGUCACCCUUUCACCCUGACACCCUGUCACCCUGACACCCUGUCACCCUGUCAUCCUGUCACCCUGACACCCUGACACCCUGUCACCCUGUCACCCUGACACCCUGACACCCUGACACCCUGUCACCCUGUCACCCUGUCACCCUGACACCCUGUCACCCUGUCACCCUGUCACCCUGUCACCCUGUCACCCUGACACCCUGUCACCCUGUCACCCUGUCACCCUGUCACCCUGACACCCUGUCACCCUGUCAUCCUGUCACCCUGUCACCCUGACACCCUGUCAUCCUGUCAUCCUGUCAUCCUGUCACCCUGUCACCCUGACACCCUGACACCCUGUCACCCUGUCACCCUGUCACCCUGUCACUACCCGGCUCCUUCACCCAGUCCUGGUCACCUCUAGGAGCUGUUAGCUUUGUCCUCAGCACACAGAGUAGAUAGGUGUGUGUAGAGUGUGUGUAUAGUGUGUGUAGUGUGUGUAGUGUGUAUAGUGUGUAUAGUGUGUAUAGUGUGUGUAGUGUGUGUAGUGUGUGUAGAGUGUGUAGAGUGUGUAGAGUGUGUAGAGUGUGUAGAGUGUGUAGAGUGUGUGUAGUGUGUAGUGUGUAGUGUGUGUAGUGUGUGUAGAGUGUGUUUGCCGAGGGGUGUCUGUCUUAAAAUGAUUAACUUAAAAUAGGGUUAAGUUCAAGACACACAAACGCAAGUAUGGAUGGAGGCGCAUGCACACACACACAAACACACACACACACACACACACACACACACACACACACACACACACACACACACUGGAGUGUCAGCGUUGGUUCUUCAUGAUAAUGUCAGGAUGGUCCCAGGCAGGGAGUCAUUAUCCUGGGGAAAGGGUUACCGUGGGAACUUUCCUUUGGCUCAACAACUAAUCUAUGUCUGCUCUGAGCCUGAUGAACCAGGACAUACUGAGCUCCAAUGGCCCAGCUCACGUUAGUGUGAUCUCUGUUCCAUAACCCUGCACUCUGUCAUUCAAUCCUCUCUGCCUGGCCCCUGGUGUAACUCACUCAGAGUCCAUACACUACUGUAGGUAGGCAUCAUCGGGUCAAGACACAUAGGGCUUCUGUUUGAAGAUUUUCCAUUGAGAUUCUCAUCACUUGCAUUAAGGAAUAGUGAAUCAUGUCAGUAUUGAGAGUGUGGCUAAGCAAGGCAAGCGAUGUCUGGUGAGAUGAAUGAAUCCCAUGAUUUAGUAGCAUCAGCACCUAGACACAGAUUCAUUCAUCAAGCCGAGGUAGAUAGCUGAGCUCUUUCUGAGAAGCUCUCUCUCUCUGAAGGCUCUCCACUUAGCGGGGACCUUUGGUAUGACCUCUGGUCAACCCUUGAGGUUAAAUAUCCUAACUCAUGAAUCACACACUACCCUGUUAUCCCUGUUAAUGAGUUUAGUUUGGGCCGACACACACAACUUAACUUCUUCAGCUGACAACGCACACACACACACAUGCGCGCACACACACACACACACAUACACACAUAUACACACACACACACACAUGCACACACACACCCACACACAUGUACACACACACACACACAUGUACACACACACACAUGUACACACACACACACACACAUGCACACACACACACACACACACACACACACACACACACACACACACACACACACACACACACACACACACACACACACGUACACACACACAUGCACACACACACAUGUACACACACCAGACAACGCUACUAAGUAACGAUGACACCACAGCAUCAAUGCAUUAAGCACACAGUCAGGCAGGGUGGUUAGUCAGGCAGGGUGGUUGGUCAGGCAGGGUGGUUAGUCAGAUAGGGUGGUUAAUCCGGCAGGGUGGUUAGUCAGGCAGGGUGGUUAGCCAGGCAGGGUGGUUGGUCAGGCAGGGUGGUUGGUCAGGCAGGGUGGUUGGUCAGGCAGGGUGGUUAGUCAGGCAGGGUGGUUGGUCAGGCAGGGUGGUUGGUCAGGCAGGGUGGUUGGUCAGGCAGGGUGGUUAGUCAGGCAGGGUGGUUGGUCAGGCAGGGUGGUUGGUCAGGCAGGGUGGUUAGUCAGGCAGGGUGGUUAGCCAGGCAGGGUGGUUUGUCAGGCAGGGUGGUUAGUCAGGCAGGGUGGUUGUCAGGCAGGGUGGUUAGUCAGGCAGGGUGAUUAGUCAGGCAGGGUGGUUGGUCAGGCAGGGUGGUUACUCAGGCAGGGUGGUUAGUCAGGCAGGGUGGUUGGUCAGGCAGGGUGGUUACUCAGGCAGGGUGGUUACUCAGGCAGGGUGGUUAGUCAGGCAGGGUGGUUGGUUGGUCGGGCAGGGUGGUUAGUCAGGCAGGGUGGUUAGUCAGGCAGGGUGGUUGGUCAGGCAGGGUGGUUUCUCAGGCAGGGUGGUUAGUCAAGCAGGGUGAUUGGUCGGGCAGGGUGGUUACUCAGGCAGGGUGGUUACUCAGGCAGGGAUGUUGGUCAGGCAGGGUGUUUGGUUGGUGUGACAUAGAGACGUUUAACCCAGCAUUUGCAUUUGAAGAUCACCAGCUGUAUCAGACAUUAACUGUAAUUGGUUGUUGUUACCUGCGUAGGAAAAUCAUAUACACACCUGUCACUCACUUCCUCCUUCCUUUUUCUCUCUCCUGUUUAGAUGAUGGCAAGGUGCUGAAAGUGGUGUCUGUCCCCAAAGACAACUGGGAGACUGAGGAGAUCAUUCUGGAGGAGCUGACUGUCUUUCAGGUGAGAUAGAUAGGUAGAUUUGGAAUUUGGUUUACUUUCUGAAUUGACUUGAAUUUAAAUGGAGUUGAACCCAACCCUUUUACCAACUCAGAGGGUUGAGCUGCUAGAGUUUCAACUUCAGCCCAGAAACAUGACUGUACCUCAUAGGAACUACAUCUGAAAUGGGCCCAGCCAGGAAACAUGACUGUACCUCAUAGGAACUACAUCUGAAAUGGGCCCAGCCAGGAAACAUGACUGUACCUCAUAGGAACUACAUCUGAAAUGGGCCCAGCCCAGAAACAUGACUGUACCUCAUAGGAUCUACAUCUGAAAUGGGCCCAGCCCAGAAACAUGACUGUAUCUCAUAGGAACUACAUCUGAAAUGGGCCCAGCCAGGAAACAUGACUGUAUCUCAUAGGAACUACAUCUGAAAUGGGCCCAGCCAGGAAACAUGACUGUACCUCAUAGGAACUACAUCUGAAAUGGGCCCAGCCAGGAAACAUGACUGUACCUCAUAGGAACUACAUCUGAAAUGGGCCCAGCCCAGAAACAUGACUUUCCCUCAUAGGAACUACAUCUGAAAUGGGCCCAGCCAGGAAACAUGACUGUACCUCAUAGGAACUACAUCUGAAAUGGGCCCAGCCAGGAAACAUGACUGUACCUCAUAGGAACUACAUCUGAAAUGGGCCCAGCCCAGAAACAUGACUGUAUCUCAUAGGAACUACAUCUGAAAUGGGCCCAGCCAGGAAACAUGACUGUACCUCAUAGGAACUACAUCUGAAAUGGGCCCAGCCAGGAAACAUGACUGUACCUCAUAGGAACUACAUCUGAAAUGGGCCCAGUCAGGAAACAUGACUGUACCUCAUAGGAACUACAUGUAGAUCUGACAGAAAUGGAUAGGUAAUAGUAGUAGUAGCGCCACCUUGCCCUCUGAUAGACUAAUAGGAAAUUCCGCCAUAGUAUGCCAAUCAAAUCCUCUCAGAUCUUUUUUUAUUUAUUUUUGUAUUUCACCUUUAUUUAACCAGGUAAGCCAGUUGAGAACAAGUUCUCAUUUACAACUGCGACCUGGCCAAGAUAAAGCAAAGCGGUGCGAUAAAAACAACAACACAGAGUUACAUAUGGGGUAAAACAAAACAUAAAGUCAAAAAUACAACAGAAAAUAUAUAUACAGUGUGUGCAAAUGUAGCAAGUUAUGGAGGUAAGGCAAUAAAUAGGCUAUAGUGCAAAUUAAUUACAAUUAGUAUUAACACUGGAAUGCUAGAUGUGCAAGAGAUUAUGUGCAAAUAGAGAUACUGGGGAGCAAAAGAGCAAAAUAAAUAACAAUAUAGGGAUGAGGUAGUUGGGCGGGCUAAUUUCAGAUGGGCUGUGUACAGGUGCAGUGAUCGGUAAGGUGCUCUGACAACUGAUGCUUAAAGUUAGUGAGGGAGAUAAGAGUCUCCAGCUUCAGAGAUUUUUGCAAUUCGUUCCAGUCAUUGGCAGCAGAGAACUGGAAGGAAUGGCGGCCAAAGGAGGUAUUGGCUUUGGGAAUGACCAGUGAGAUAUACCUGCUGGAGCGCAGACUACGGGUGGGUGCUGCUAUGGUGACCAAUGAGCUAAGAUAAGGCGGGGAUUUGCCUAGCAGUGAUUUAUAGAUGGCCUGGAGCCAGUGGGUUUGACGACGAACAUGUAGUGAGGACCAGCCAACAAGAGCGUACAGGUCACAGUGGUGGGUAGUGUAUGGGGCUUUGGAGACAAAACGGAUGGCACUGUGAUAGACUACAUCCAAUUUGCUGAGUAGAGUGUUGGAGGCUAUUUUGUAAAUGACAUCGCCGAAGUCAAGGAUCGGUAGGAUAGUCAGUUUUACGAGGGCAUGUUUGGCAGCAUGAGUGAAGGAGGCUUUGUUGCGAAAUAGGAAGCCGAUUCUAGAUUUAACUUUGGAUUGGAGAUUCUUAAUGUGAGUCUGGAAGGAGAGUUUACAGUCUAACCAGACACCUAGGUAUUUGUAGUUGUCCACAUACUCUAGGUCAGACCCGUCGAGAGUGGUGAUUCUAGUCGGGUGGGCGGGUGCCAGCAGCGUUCGAUUGAAAAGCAUGCAUUUAGUUUUACUAGUGUUUAAGAGCAGUUGGAGGCUACUGAAGGAGUGUUGUAUGGCAUUGAAGCUCGUUUGGAGGUUUGUUAACACAGUGUCCAAUGAAGGGCCAGAUGUAUACAAAAGGGUGUCGUCUGCGUAGAGGUGGAUCUGAGAGUCACCAGCAGCAAGAGAGACAUCAUUGAUAUACACGGAGAAAAGUGUCGGCCCAAGAAUUGAACCCUGUGGCACCCCCAUAGAGACUGCCAUAGGUCCAGACAACAGGCCCUCCGAUUUGACACACUGAACUCUAUCUGAGAAGUAGUUGGUGAACCAGGCGAGGCAGUCAUUUGAGAAACCAAGGCUAUUUAGUCUGCCAAUAAGAAUGCGGUGGUUGACAGAGUCGAAAGCCUUGGCCAGGUCGAUGAAGACGGCUGCACAGUACUGUCUAUUAUCAAUCGCGGUUAUAAUAUCGUUUAGGACCUUGAGCGUGGCUGAAGUGCACCCAUGACCAGCUCGGAAACCGGAUUGCAUAGCGGAGAAGGUACGGUGGUAUUCGAAAUGGUCGGUGAUCUGUUUGUUAACUUGGCUUUAAAAUACUUUCGAAAGGCAGGGCAGGAUGGAUAUAGGUCUGUAGCAGUUUGGAUCUAGAGUGUCACCCCCUUUGAAGAGGGGGAUGACCGCGGCAGCUUUCCAAUAUCUGGGGAUCUCAGACGUUACGAAAGAGAGGUUGAACAGACUAGUAAUAGGGGUUGCGACAAUUUCGGCGGCUAGUUUUAGAAAGAAAGGGUCCAGAUUGUUUAGCCCAGCUGAUUUGUAGGGGUCCAGAUUUUGCAGCUCUUUCAGAACAUCAGCUGUCUGAAUUUGUGUGAAGGAGAAGCGGGGGGGGGGGCAUGGGCAAGUUGCAGCGGAGGGUGCAGAGUUGGUGGCCGGGGUAGUGGUAGCCAGGUGGAAAGCAUGGCCAGCCGUAGCAAAAUGCUUGUUGAAAUUCUCGAUUAUUGUAGAUUUAUCGGUGGUGAUAGUGUUUCCUAGCCUCAGUGCAGUGGGCAGCUGGGAGGAAGUGCUCUUAUUCUCCAUGGACUUUACAGUGUCCCAAAACUUUUUGGAGUUAGUGCUACAGGAUGCAAAUUUCUGUUUGAAAAAGUUAGCCUUUGCUUUCCUGACUGCUUGUGUAUAUUGGUUCCUAACUUCCCUGAAAAGUUGCAUAUCGCGGGGGCUAUUUGAUGCUAAUGCAGUACGCCACAGGAUGUUUUUGUGCUGGUCAAGGGCAGUCAAGUCUGAGGAGAACCAGGGGCUAUAUCUGUUCUUAGUUCUGUAUUUUUUGAAUGGGGCAUGUUUAUUUAAGAUUGAGAGGAAAUUACUUUUAAGGAACAACCAGGCAUCCUCUACUGACGGAAUGAGAUCUAUAUCCAUCCAGGAUACCUGGGCCAGGUCAAUUAGGAAGGCCUGCUCGCUAAAGUGUUUUAGGGAGCGUUUGACAGUGAUGAGGGGUGGUCGUUUGACCGCGGACCCGUUACGGACGCAGGCAAUAAGGCAGUGAUCGCUGAGAUCCUGGUUGAAGACAGCUGAGGUGUAUUUAGAGGGUAAGUUAGUCAGGAUGAUAUCUAUGAGGGUACCCAUGUUUACGGAUUUAGGGUUGUACCUGGUAGGUUCGUUGAUAUUUUGCGUGAGAUUGAGGGCAUCUAGUUUGGAUUGUAGGAUGGCCGGGGUAUUAAGCAUAUCCCAAUUUAGGUCACCAAGCAGUACGAACUCUGAGGAUAAAUGGGGGGCAAUCAAUUCACAUAUGGUGUCCAGGGCACAGCUGGGGGCUGAGGGGGGUCUGUAGCAAGCGGCAACAGUGAGAGACUUAUUUCUGGAAAGGUGGAUUUUUAGAAGUAGAAGCUCAAACUGUUUGGGCACAGACCUGGAUAGUAUGAUAGAGCUCUGCAGGCUAUCUCUACAGUAGAUUGCAACUCCACCCCCUUUGGCAGUUCUAUCUAGACGGAAAAUGUUAUAGUUGGGGAUGGAAAUUUCAGAAUUUUUGGUGGCCUUCCUAAGCCAGGAUUCAGACACUGCUAGAACAUCAGGGUUGGCGGAGUGUGCUAACGCAGUGAAUAACUCAAACUUAGGAAGUAGACUUCUGAUAUUUACGUGCAAGAAACCAAGACUUUUGCGAUUACAGAAGUCAGCAAAUGAUAGCGCCUGGGGAGUAGGAGUGAUACUGAGGGCUGCAGGGCCUGGGUUAGCCUCUACAUCACCAGAGGAACAGAGGAGGACUAGAAUAAGGAUACGGCUAAAGGCUUUAAGAACUGGUCUUCUAGUGCGUUGGGUACAUAGAAUAAAGGGGGCCGAUUUCCGGGCGUUGUAGAAAAGAUUCAGGGCAUUAUGUACAGACAAGGAUAUGGAAGGAUAUGAGUAAAGUGGAGGUAAACCUAAGCGUUGGGUAACAAUGAAAGAGAUAGCAUCACUGGAGGCACCAAUUGAGUCGGUCUCCGCGUGUAUGGGGGGUGGGACAAAGGAGCUAUCUAAGGCAGGUUUAGCUGGGCUGGGGAAUCUACAGUGAAAUAGUACAAUUAGGAAUAACCGAAACAACAAUAAGCUAACCAUGUUGACAAGGGAGAGAGGCAUAAAGCAAUCACAGGUGUAAUUUGAGAGAGCUAAGACAACAGCUGGUAAUGACGACACAGUUUGGGCUGAGGCUAAACAUAAACAGGAUGCAGUACCGUAAAAAGGAACAGUCCAGCAGACAUCAGCUGUAUAGCUGAGUUAUCAUAAGGUCCGGUGAACAGCAAUAGGAUAGUUCGGAGGCUGCUAAAGCACUAGCGAGUAAGAGGCCACGGCUAGCGUGUGCUAGCGGGCCGGGGCUAGCAGAUGGAAUCUUCGUGGUCGACGUCGUAACCACAUCAGACGAUUUCGUCGGCAGACCAGUCGUGUAGGAUCGGCGGGGAUCCGUGUCAACACUAGGUGGUCCCGUCCGGUUGACAGAGAGGUAGAUAGCCGGGAGAUGGGCCUAGCUCAGGAUGAUUAGCCAGACCACAACAUCCAUUUUGUUGCAGCUAGCUGGUAGCGAUGAAUCCGGAGUUAAAGGUCCAGUGAUUCAGUGAUUCCGGCAGAAAAACUGAUAUGUUCUGGGUCGAUAACGCGCUGUGCAGACUUGCCGAAUAAUAGUCCAGACUAGAGCUGGCUGGUGAGUGGUGCAGGCCACGGACAAUGGUGAAAAACCGCUAACGGUAGCUGAUAGCAAGUAGCUAGUUAGCUGGCUACUCCCGUCCGGUAGAGGUAGAUAUGAGCCUGGCUUUAGGCUAGCUCGAGGCUAACUGGUGCUUGCAUCGGGGGCAGUGGUGAUUAGCCAGACAGCAACAUCCAUUCGGUUGCGGCUAGCUAGUUGCGAUCCGGUGAUUAAUGUCCAGUGAUUAAAUUAAUCCUGCAGAAAAAAAAUCCAAUGUUCUGGGUGAAAUACCGCUAACUGUGGCUAAUAGCAAGUAGCUAGUUAGCUGGCUAGCUAGUUUCAACUGGAGAUUCUAGAUAAAAGGUAAGUCAAUAAUAGAAUCCGUUCCACAUUGAGUGAGGCGGGUUGCAGGAAAGUAUAUUUUGUAGAAGGAUGAAAAGUCUGAUAGGGAAAUAUGUACGAAAAAUAGAAAAAAACAGGGUAUUUACAGGCUAUUUACAGACACACGACAAAAACAGAACUGCACUACUACGCCAUCUUGGAUUACAGGAGUGCCUAGGGGUAGGGACUAGGAGAUAAGGCCUAGGGGCUGGGAGAUGAGGCCUAAGGGCUAUAAGAUAAGGCCUAGGGGCUAGGAGAUAAGGCCUAUGAGAAAGGAGAUAGGGGCUAGGAGAUAAGGCCUAGGAGAAAGGAGAUAGGGGCUAGGAGAUAAGGCCUAGGAGAAAGGAGAUAGGGGCUAGGGGAUAAGGCCUAGGGGCAAGGAGAUGAGGCCUAGGAGAUAGGAGAUAGGGGCUAGGGGAUAAGGGCUAGGGGCUAGGGGUUGAUAGAUUUGUUUUCUCAAGUUUCCCAUUACCAUGCCAUCUGUUGACCUGUCUGCCAUGUCAUCUGUCCAGCACUGGCUGUUGUUUCCAUUGGGGCAAUCUCAUACUUGACCAAAAUAACUUAUUAACCCCCUAAGAGGAAAAACAGAUACAGACCUAUUUUUCCCAGGGCUUCCCAAGUAACUAGACAGACUAACUCCUCUUAGGGAAGAUGAGAAGAAGGAGAGGAGUGUGGAACAACAACAACAACAACAACAACAACAACAACAUAGGUCAUGAUGGCGGUGUGCAUUUAUUGGGAAUCCAAACCGGAGCGAACCUGUUUAAUCCUCUCUUAACAAACAAGAAGAUGAAUGUCAGGGGCAGUUCUCACAGUCAGUUUCAGAGUUCCAUUUUUUUUUUUUUUUUUUACCCUUUAUUUAACUAGGCAAGUCAGUUAAGAACAAAUUCUUAUUUACAAUGACGGCCUAAUGAAUACAAUACUAUGGACACGGGGACCUGAUCCAUGAUCAGCACAACUCUUUGUGAAUAAGGGCUUGGAGCUCCGACGAGGGAAAAAAAAAAAACUGACUGUAUCCUCUUGGCUAGGGUUGAACCACACACAUACUUAUACAUGACAUCAUUGGGUUUAACAUGGGAGGUUUUGGGGGGUUUGACUUUGGUAUGACCUGGCAGUGUCAGGCCUUGGGUAGAGGUUAACCACAUAGCUCAUUAGACUGGGUUGGGGUUAAUACAUGAGUUGAGAGUGGUAAUGAGUCUUCCUGAGGGAAGAACAGAGGUCCGUGUGUGCGUGUGUGUGUGUGUGUGUGUGUGUGUGUGUGUGUGGCCUGGUAGAGAGUUAGCUAGCUACCUAGGAGAAUGAGUGCGAAUGUGAGGAGACAUAUGAUAGCAAGGUAAUCGUCCGCAUCCCUCUGAAGGCUAUCUACAGAGGACUGAAGAGGACACAGCUCACUUGGACUGUCAGGGGUCAUUGACUCACAAUGUCACCAUGUUUAAAUGAAUCACUGAGACAGAUAAUGUUGGUAAUGGUGUAACUUGGUAUGUGGGUUCUCUAGAGGAGCCUUUUUAUUCAUUAUCUCACACACACACACACACACACACACACAAAAACACACACAAACACACACACACACACACAAAACACACACACACACACACACAAAACACACACACGCACAAACACACAAACACACACACACACACAGAAACACACACACACACACACGCACACACACACACAAAAUAUUGUCUUGUGUGAUGUCGACCUGUGUUUUAACCCAUUGUGUUCUGAUUCUGCAGAGUCAGGCCCCCAUUCUUAGCAUGGAGCUGUCUACCAAACGGGUAAAUCUGCUGUUUGUGAGUGUGUGUGUGUGUGUGUGUGUGUGUGUGUGUGUGUGUGUGUGUGUGUGGGUGUGGGUGGUCAUCCUCAGUUAAGAGUUCAUGUAGCAGUAAAAUACCAUUCCAGUAAUGAUUACAAACAAUAGAUGAUUGAUUUUAGUACAGGAGCUUCAGCACUGUUUACACAGUUUCUACAGCAGUAGCCUGCUCUCAGAGUACGUUGGGAAGAGUCUUGAAAAUCCCACAAUCCAGAUUCUACGUGUAAAUGUUUUAAAAUGCAUUUAAAUCACAUUUUAUUUGUCACAUGCGCCGAAUACAACUAAGAAAUGCUUACUUACAAGCCCUUAACCAACAAUGCAGUUCAAUAAAUAGAGUUAAGAAAAUAUUUACUAAAUAAAAUAAAGUAAAAAAAUUAAAUAAAAUGUAACACAAUAAAAUAACAAUAACGAGGCUAUAUACAGAGGGUACCGGUACCGAGUCAAUGUGCGGCGGUACAGGUUGGUCGAGGUAAUUUGUACAUGUAGGUAGGCAUCAAGUAAUUAUGCAUAGAUAAUAAACAGCGAGUAGCAGCAGUGUAAAUACACAGGGGGGUGGGCGGCAGGUAGCUUAGUGGUUAAGAGCGUUGUGCCAGUAACCGAAAGGUCGCUGGUUCUAAUCCCCGAGCCGACUAGGUGAAAAAUCUGUCGAUGUGCCCUUGAGCAAGGCACUUAACCCUAAUUGCUCCUGUAAGUCGCUCUGGAUAAGAGCGUCUGCUAAAUGACUAAAAUGUCAAUGUCAAUGUAAAUGUAAAUAGUCCGGGUGGCCAUUUUAUUAAUUGUUCAGCAGUCUUAUUGCUUGGGGGUAGAAGCUGUUCAGGAGCCUUUUGGACCUAGACUUGGCGCUCCGGUACCACUUGCCGUGCGGUAGCAGAGAGAACAGUCUAUGACUUGGGUGACUGGAGUCUUUGACAGACCAGCAGUAAUCUCGAAGCACCACAUUUUAAUCAUUCAGCAGACGCUCUUAUCGAGAGCGACUUACAGUUAGUGCAUUCAUCUUAAGAUAGCUAGGUGGGACAACCACAUAUCACAGUCAUAGUAAGUAUAAUUUUUCGUCAAUAAAGUAGCUAUCAGCUAAGUCAGAGCUAGAAAGGGGGGGGAAAAAGUCAAGUGUGACACUUUUAGCAGCACAAUGACAAUUCAAUAUAAUUCAUUAGGGAUCAAUUACAUGAAUUAAAAGUACAUUAAACAUUUAGUUAAAUCCUCUCCCCUACCCUGUUUGUGUGUCUACAGCAACAGGUGUAUGUGAGCAGUGAUGAGGGGGUGGCCCAGUUACCCCUGCAGCGGUGUGAGCUGUACGGGAGAGACUGUGCCGACUGCUGUCUGGCCAGAGACCCUUACUGUGCUUGGGACGGGAACACAUGCAACCGAUACUUCCCCAGCAACAAGAGGUAACUACUCUACUUCGGUUAAAAGCCCAACACAGCAAUAUUGAACUCCACAGCAAAUCAUUGUACUAUUAUUGUAGAAACCAAUAACAUCAAACAUACAAUUGACAUAACAAUAACAUCAAACAUUUAACUACUGUUAAAAUUGUAUUAUAUUACUGUGUGUGACAAUAAAAGACACAUUUAUGUUGUAACAGAGAUGUAUAAUAAAGAACUAUUAUAUGUUGUUGUUUCUGUAUUCAGUCGUGGUCAAAAGUUUUGAGAAUGACACAAGUAUUGGUCUUCACAAAGUUUGCUGCUUCAGUGUUUUUAGAUAUUUUUGUCAGAUGUUACUAUGGUAUACUGAAGUAUAAUUACAAGCAUUCCAUAAGUGUCAAAGGCUUUUAUUGACAAUUACAUUAAGUUUAUGCAAAGAGUCAAUAUUUGCAGUGUUGACCCAUCUUUUUCAAGACCUCUGCAAUCCGCCCUGGCAUGCUGUCAAUUAACUUCUGGGCCACAUCCUGACUGAUGGCAGCCCAUUCUUGCAUAAUCAAUGCUUGGAGUUUGUCAGAUUUUGUGGGGUUUUGUUUGUCCACGCGCCUCUUGAGGAUCGACCACAAGUUCUCAAUGGGAUUAAAGUCUGGGGAGUUUCCUGGCCAUGGACCCAAAAUGUCGAUGUUUUGUUCCCCCGAGCCACUUAGUUAUCACUUUUGCCUUAUGGCAAGGUGCUCCAUCAUGCUGGAAAAGGCAUUGUUCGUCACCAAACUGUUCUUGGAUGGUUGGGAGAAGUUGCUCUCGGAGGAUGUGUUGGUACCAUUCUUUAUUCAUGGCUGUGUUCUUAGGCAAAAUUGUGAGUGAGCCCACUCCCUUGGCUGAGAAGCAACCCCACACAUGAAUGGUCUCAGGAUGCUUUACUGUUGGCAUGACACAGGACUGAUGGUAGCGCUCACCUUGUCUUCUCCGGACAAGCUUUUUUCCGGAUGCCCCAAACAAUCGGAAAGGGGAUUCAUCAGAAAAAAUGACUUUACCCCAGUCCUCAGCAGUCUAAUCCCUGUACCUUUUGCAGAAUAUCAGUCUGUCCCUGAUGUUUUUCCUGGCGAGAAGUGGCUUCUUUGCUGCCCUUCUUGAUACCAGGCCAUCCUCCAAAAGUCUUUGCCUCACUGUGCGUGCAGAUGCACUCACACCUGCCUGCUGCCAUUCCUGAGCAAGCUCUGCACUGGUGGUGCCCCGAUCCCGCAGCUGAAUCAACUUUAGGAGACGGCCCUGGCGCUUGCUGGACUUUCUUGGGCGCCCUGACGCCUUCUUCACAACAAUUGAACCUCUCUCCUUGAAGUUCUUGAUGAUCAGAUAAAUGGUUGAUUUAGGUGCAAUCUUACUAGCAGCAAUAUCCUUUCCUGUGAAGCCCUUUUUGUGCAAAGCAAUGAUGAUGGCACGUGUUUCCUUGCAGGUAACCAUGGUUAACAGAGGAAGAACAAUGAUUUCAAGCACCACCCUCCUUUUAAAGCUUCCAGUCUGUUAUUCUAACUCAAUCAGCAUGACAGAGUGAUCUCCAGCCUUGUCCUUGUCAACACUCUCACCUGUGUUAACGAGAGAAUCACUGACAUGAUGUCAGCUGGUCUUUUUGUGGCAGGGCUGAAAUGCAGUGGAAAUGUUUUUUGGGGAUUCAAUUCAUUUUCAUGGCAAAGAGGGACUUUGCAAUUAAUUGCAAUUCAUCUGAUCACUCUUCAUAACAUUCUGGAGUAUAUGCAAAUUGCCAUCAUAAAAACUGAGGCAGCAGACUUUAUGAAAAUUAGUAUUUGUGUCAUUCUCAAAACUUUUGACCACGACUGUAGAUAUGAUUGUGUUGUAUUGUAUUGUGUUGUGUUGUAUUGUGUUGUAAUAUUUUGUUAGCAAUACCUAACGGGGUUCCAAACAAACAAACAUACUGCCACAGUCUAAAGCUGUCAGAGUUAUGACAUGAUUAUGACAUGAUUAUGACACCCAGGCUGUCUGCUAUUUUAUCUCCGCAGACGAGCUCGGCGCCAGGACGUGAAGCACGGGGAUCCGAUGAGCCAGUGUUACGACGUAGAAGACGGUAAUUUUUGUGUGUGUACGGGGGUACAGUGAGCCAGUGUCAUGAUAUAGGAGAAGUUACAAGUUAUAGAAAUGAACACUAAAUGUUUAUAUGUCUGUCUAUGAUAUGUAUAUCUCUGGUUGCAGCUAACGCCAGCCAGUCAGCCAGCCUCAGUUCAGUAGGUAACUUAACUAAUAUUAACUUAGCUCAUAAUACAGUAUAUUAGUUUAAACUAUGUUGCAGCGCCAGCCAACCUCAUUUCACUAGGCCUCUAUGACCAUGUCUGAUGUAAGUCAUCUCAGUUCACUAGGCCUCUAUGACCAUGUCUGAUGUAAGUCAUCUCAGUUCACUAGGCCUCUAUGACCAUGUCUGAUGUAAGUCAUCUCAGUUCACUAGGCCUCUAUGACCAUGUCUGAUGUAACUCAUCUCAGUUCACAUAGCUUUUCAUCUUAGCUCAUGAUACUGUAUAUUAGUUCAGUCAGUUGCAGCGCCAGCCUCACUCCAGUCCAGUAUGAUCACGCCUGCUGAUUUAACUUGUCUCGUGCUACCAGACCAGCUGUAAAUGUAUUAGUUCACUCUCUGGGCUCCUGAGUGGCGCAGUGGUCUAAGGCACUGCAUCGCAGUGCUAACUGUGCCACUAGAGAUCCUGGUUCGAAUCCAGGCUCUGUCGCAGCCGGCCGCGACGGGGAGACUCAUGGGGCGGCGCACAAUUGGCCCAGCAUGUCCAGGGUAGGGGAGGGAAUGGCCGGCAGGGAUGUAGCUCAGUUGAUAGAGCAUGGCGUUUGCAACGCCAGGGUUGUGGGUUCGAUUCCCACGGGGGGCCAGUAUAAAAAAAAAAAUGUAUUUACUAACUGUAAGUCGCUCUGGAUAAGAGCGUCUGCUAAAUGACUAAAAUGUAAAUGUCUGUAGCAGCCAGCUUCAGUAUGACCCAAUGGUAUUUCCAUGUCCUAAAUCUGAUCUCAUGUUAGUGUGCCCCCUAGUGGACAGCACUGAGAACUAAAGUCUCGCAUAAUUGGUCAGAUGCUCGAUUAAAGUUCUUGGUCCAAGCGUGGUAAGAGAAGAGCUAGAACGACGAUCGGAACCUGGGAAAAAAAGAGCUUUGAAAGAUACUGAUACCUGUGAAAUCGUGAUUUGUCCAAAGCACCGGAAACUAAUGUGGCUCGUUAUCUUACGCGUCCCGUUGUAUCAUGACAAAUCUACGGUACCCUUUAUGUUUAAAUACACAUCCUGCUCUUUAGCAUUUGACCUUUCAGUCAUUUAGCAGACACUCUUAUCCAGAGCCACUUACAAUGGAAUCUUGGAAACCAAACCUUUAUGAAUGUGACUACAGCUAUAGGAUCUUAAUUUGAUCACCCUGUGGCAGGAUAACUAAAUAUUGUAGUGUAUUUUUGGUUUAAAAAGUCUUCUGAAGUUUGUCAUUUACAUUUACAUCUACAUUUUAGUCAUUUAGCAGACGCUCUUAUCCAGAGCGACUUACAGCAUUUCUACUUUGAAAUGUCAGGCUUGAUUUACCCUAACGAAAAACGGAUCAACCCCUACAAAAAUAUAAAUGUAUUGUAACACACAUAAUAAUUCACAUUUCCUGUUGCUGCAGGAUUAUUUUCCUUCUGUAGCAAACUGGCUCAAAUUAAGAUCCUACAUCUGUACUACAAAACACUCAUCAUCCUGUUCUUUGCAGGUUCUGAGUCGGUGGAGGUGAAGGUGGUCUACGGAGUGGAGAGCAGCUCAACCUUCCUAGAGUGUGUGCCCAGGUCCCAGCUGGCGACGGUCAAGUGGACAGUGCAGGCACCACAGGCUCACACCAGCAGAGAGGUGAGAGACGGACAUCUCUGUCAUGUUAGCUCUUUGUUAACUGGCCUGGGGCCUAACACACAAACUGACAUAGCAUAACAUCUUGAUCAACUCACCAUCUGUGCCGAACAAAAGAACAAUACAGCACAUGUUUAUUGAUCACUCAUUUUAACCGAAUCAGUAACCACGUUUCCAUCUACAGUUUUAAUGCAAGUAAAGUCAUACCGUAUAAAAAUAAAAAAAUGAACGACAGCUGAGAUGGUCGUUUCUAGUACAAGUUUAUACACUGAGUGUACAAAACAUUAGGAACACCUGCUCUUUCCAUGAAAUAGACUGACCAGGUGAAAGCUAUGAUCCCUUAUUGAUGUCAUUUGUUAAAUCCACGUCAAUCAAUGUGUAUGAAGGGGAGGAGACUUGAGAAAAUUGAGACAUCGAUUGUGUGUGUGCCAUUCAGAGGGUGAAUGGGCAAGACACAAUAUUUAAGUGCUUUUGAAAGGGGUAUGGUAGUAGGUGCCAGCCGCAACGGUUUGAGUGUGUCAAGAACUGUAACGCUGCUGGGUUUUUCCCGCUCAACAGUUUCCAGUGUGUAUCAAGAAUGGUCCACCACCCAAAGGACAUCCAGUCAACUUGACACAACUGUGGGAAGCAUUGGAGUCAACAUGGGGCCAGCAUCCCUUUGGAACGCUUUCAACAUCUUGUAGAGUCGAUGCCCCGAUAAACUGAGGCUGUUCUGAGGGCAAAAGCGGGGGUGCAACUCAAUAUUAGGAAGGUGCCUUGUUCGUUUGACAUGGUGGAAUCUCUUUGUGUCUGUAAAAUGUAUUAUGCGAGAAAUGGUGGUGGAGGUAAACUUGGAGUCACGUGAUGAUAUGGUGUGUGGUCCCCCCUCUACAGCUCGUCAGGAAACCAGGCAGUUUACUAGGCUACAGAUGAAAUCAAUGAUGAUGAACGUCACAGGGGGGUGAAAGUUCACAGUGACCUUGAUGCUGCUUUCCAUUCAAUAUCAAGGGUCUUAUUCUGGUGACAUGAUAAUCGACGCUUGACUGCCAUUAUGACAAAUAAACAUAUUCGCAUCCAUAAUAAUCUCAUCAUGUAGACUGGCCUACCUUCACAGCUUACCCGCACUGUAUCUGCGAGCGGUUGGCUAGAGCGGACGUGCCAAGACCAGAGUAGACAAAUUUGCUAUUUAACGCAAACGGUUUUUUUGUGACCAAACUAUCGGUAGGCUUGAAAAUGCGAUGGAAACACAUUGAACUUUAGAUUUUUAUUCGGUAGGUGAAAACUUAAGCGAAAUAGUACAUGAUGUUUGCGCUACAUCACCACACACUGACUUUUAUCUGCAACAAACUCCUUUUUGGUGGAAACACACCACUGGUGGGAAAAUUGACAUAUUUUCUUUCUGCAGAUUUUUUGAAUAUCCUCAUGAAAAUCUGUGUCCAAUUGGAUGGAAAGCUAGCUAUUGACUAAUAUUUAUCUAAUAAUGAACCUUUUGCCUUCUCUUGUCCUUGUCCAGCUGUCCCAGAGUAAGGAGCGUAUGGUCCAGAUGAAGCGGGGUCUCCUGGUGCAGCGACUGGAGCCCGGGGACGCUGGCCUCUACAGCUGUACCACCCUGGAGCACUCCUUCUCCCAGGUCCUGGCCCGCUACAACCUCCAGGUCAUACCCCAGCAGAGCAUGACAGCAUCCCAGGCCAGGGCAGCUGAUCCUGGGGCUGGGCGAGCAGGGCUGAGGGGGGGCCCUGGAGGUCCUGGGACUCAGCUCUUCAGGAACUAUAAGGACCUGCACACGAUGGGCGCGGCUAGCAUGAGCGUGGACGAGUACUGUGAGCAGCUGUGGUACCGGGAGAAGAAGAAGCAGCAGAAGCUACGCCAGCUAAAGUGGAAACAGACCCAAGUGGACAACCGCAAGGCCAGGGUGCGACGGCACGGCUCCGCUGAGGACAUCGCAAUACAAUGACCUGAUGGGGAUGGACAGAGACUUUUGGAUUGCGUCUUAAAUGUCACCCUAAUUUCUAUAGAGUGCACUGCUUUUUUUACCAGGGCCCAUAGACCAAAAGUAGUGCACUUUUAAGGGAAUAGGGGACAAUUGUAGAUGUAUCUCUGGAGAUGA